CACUAUAUAUUGAAACACUUUACUACCGAUUACUACUUACUAGCACAGAAUAAAUUUUAGAUUUACUAUAAAAUCCGUCAAUGGGUGCGGCCUUUUCUUCGUUGAUUUCGGGACUGACGUCCCCCCCUUCAUCUGACUUGGAAUCGGAAACCUCAGAGUCAUGGAUGUCCUUCGACUCCGAGCUGUGUGCGGAUGAGUCAUUCUCCAGUCCAGAGUCCGUAUACUAUUCUCCAGUGGUUUCCUGCACCUUCGAUUCUUCAAAUCUCCGCCAAGAUGAACCUGUAGAUUCCGAACAGACCAACCGUGGAUUUGCUACUGAUUCUCCGGAUUUGGUCAAAGCAACUCCCAAUGACUGCCAGGUACUCCUUUAUCCAGUUCCAGAAUUUAAAGCAUCCUCCGCCGAUUCAUUGGACAUGGACAUUGGACAUAUUGCAAGACUAAGGGAGAGCGCCAGCUCCCAAAAAUGUUCCAGUUCCAGUAGUUAUUCUAUCGGAGAUCUUCUGCUCUCUUCUCCAGCUUCGUUUGGAGAAUCUACGGAUUCUUGUGGCGAAUUUUGCAGCGAAACUACCCAACCGACUUGGUUCCUUUCCACGACAUCGUCCGGGGAGUAUUUAAACAGCGAUUACGAAAGAUUGCAGUUUCCAGAUAGUUCCCGCAGUUAUGUUAUUGGAGAUACUUUCUUGAAUACCCCAAAUUCGUUUUCUAGCAGUUCCAGCACUGAAUUCUUUCCAGCUUCGAGUGAAAGUGUUUACAGUGACUCCUCGCUUUCCAUACCAACCAUAGACCUGUCCUCCUUGGAAUCGGAGAAUACGGAGUCGGAAAUGCCUCGGGUCUUGGGAACUCCACGGACCAGGACAGUGCGUCUGGAUGCUCCGCCGGAAUCCUUCGAACCGGGUGCCAGAUCACCGGCUUUAACCUUCUCCCACGGCUUCAACUUGGCGCUGAUCAAACUGUAUUCGGAAUACGAGUUCCUGUGGAACCUAAGGCACUAUCUGUUUUUCGAUACCCGUGGCAAAGUGGAGGCUUGGUUCAGUAUUUCCCAGAAACUGGAGCAGAUGGGAUUGGGCAGUGUUUCCCCGUCAUUCUGCCGUCGCAGGAUCACGGAGCUGCGUCACUGGGAAAGUGCCGACCGGCUGAAAGCCAUUCGGGGUUCUCAGAUAAUCAUAUCCGAAGAGGUUUCUCAAAUCCGCGAUGUCAGCUAUCCUGGUUUGCCGAAAUUACGACAGGAUCGCGCGAAUAAAUUUGUGCCGAAGGGGAGUUAUGCCGAAGCCUUCAAAUUCCUUGACAAGAUUUUUGACUAGCAACUGAUACAACGGCUUCAGUAAUAUCAAGUUCUCGUUUUGUUAAGAAAUUACCAAAGGGUGGAAUAAUUACUUCACGUUGCAGGGAUUACGUGUUAUGGUUUAUCAUUGGCU
Molecule: messenger RNA, 1415 nt
Organism: Drosophila ficusphila
Lineage: Eukaryota; Metazoa; Arthropoda; Insecta; Diptera; Drosophilidae
Exons: 2
Coding region: 81-1301 (406 amino acids)
Source: RefSeq, a predicted model, not a curated record